UAGGUUAUCAAGCGGAGUCCCCACAAAGGUCAUCGCCAACUGCUUCUAAUGAAUAUUAUUCUGUCUCUGAAAUCACAAUCUUAGCGCUAUACUUGUCAGUGCGAACAGUAUGUUUCUACAUUGUUUGCGACACGAUUGACAAGUUGCCCGCAGUGUAAUUUGUUUUUCUUCUUAUUAAUUUAAUUUUGUCGUUCCAAAAAAAAAAACCAUUAUAAUGGCCGACCUUGAUUGUCGAAUUGUUGCAAUGCUUGGACUAGCGUUAUCCUUGCUCUCGCUUAGCGGUUUGAUUUUUGUCCGCCAUCAUCAACAUCAUGCAUACUAUCACUCUCCAGAAGCUUUUGUUACGGAACGUGAAUGCCUUCCGUGUGAUGACAAUAAAAGUACUAGUAGCAAAAGUGACAGCGGCACGACUGGCAUAGAAUUCGGGUCAGACAGCAAUCCGCCCACCAACUUAAUUACCACCCCACACGAUGCCAGUAAUGAAACCUCAUCUCACAGCAGCGAUGGUGGAGCCUUUGAUGUUAGUGAAGCCUGCCUGCAGUGUAUCUGUGAAACAAGUUCAGGGUGUGUGACAGCAAAGUGCUCAAGUGGUUUGGAGUGCGGCAUUUUCAGGAUAUCCCAGCCAUAUUGGAUUGAUGCAGGCAGCCCAACGCUUAAAGGUGGAAUCUAUGAGAACGACGACGACGAGGAAAGCACUGAUUCGAAAAAGGCAUAUUUACAAUGUGUAAAUAAUCCGUUUUGUGCGGCUCGUGCCGUUAAGGGUUACAUCGGCAGAUACAUCCGAGACUGUGAUAGCGAUGGCAUAAUCGAUUGUUACGAUUAUGCAGCGAUACAUGUACAAGGACCUACCGGAUGUAAGCUAGAAGAACUCAGCCCAACGAGUUUUGGUCGUUUGUAUCGAUGCUUAAAUGAUUUGACAGUGAAAAGAAGGGCGGAUGCUGCUUAGAGUGCGAUAGAGAGACAUGAGACAGAGAUAUGGGUGAAAAAGUAUCUUAUAAAUACAAUAUGAGCUGUGAAAACAAA
Episyrphus balteatus (marmalade hoverfly) is the source of this 1023-nucleotide messenger RNA. RefSeq lists its product as uncharacterized. The coding region runs from base 215 to 946 and encodes 243 amino acids. Gene Ontology annotation, molecular function: lysozyme activity. Lineage: Eukaryota; Metazoa; Arthropoda; Insecta; Diptera; Syrphidae. The record is from RefSeq and is a predicted model, not a curated record. The transcript has 3 exons.